This is a messenger RNA of Botrytis cinerea B05.10, 1957 nucleotides long. RefSeq lists its product as hypothetical. The transcript has 4 exons. Gene Ontology annotation, biological process: carbohydrate metabolic process. Bases 429 to 1727 code for a protein of 432 amino acids. Gene Ontology annotation, molecular function: polygalacturonase activity. NCBI's taxonomy places the organism in Eukaryota, Fungi, Ascomycota, Leotiomycetes, Helotiales, Sclerotiniaceae. The record is from RefSeq and is a predicted model, not a curated record.
GAAAAGACACAACGAUGGUCGACAGCGAGACUUGUUUUUCAUACCGCCCAGUAUCCAGACUAUACCAGCUAGCAAUAUCUGUUCGUCCAAGAGUUGAAGUAGCACAUGGCUCUUGCAAGGCGACUCGUAUCGCCAGCUAUUCUUCGCAUUCUAUCACAGUCGUGAAUUCAACAAAAUUUCUCCCCCUCGGACGAUCAUCAAUACAUCUCGUAAACGUGCAUCGUACCUGGGUCAAUAAAGUCAUGGAUCGCCACAAUUACCCCGCAAUUCUCCGCAUAUACCUGCCACCGGACUUCCAAUACUUGAAAAUCUUAAAUGUCCCCAUUACGGGGUAGAAUUGUACCGAAGUCUCGUUGAAGCUACAUAAGUUACACUCAGACUUGUCAUGUAAUGUCUAUCAUGGUGCAUUCUUUUCACACAGUACAAAAAUGUUGUCUCAAAUCUUCCUCACAGCAUUAAGUUUCCCCCUUUUGGCAUCCUCCUAUUCUUCCACUGCGGUAUCUCUUGUUAAGGAGAAAACAUGCGUCGUAGAGGCCAACGCCAACGGCGGCGAUGAUGCACCAGCAAUAAUUCGCGCCUUCGAAGAAUGCGGCCACAACGACGGAAUCACCACCCACGGGACCGUCGUAUUCAAAAACGCAACCUACAACAUUCAUACCGUCAUGAACACGACUGGUCUAUCCAAUGUGAAAGUUGAUCUUCAUGGUACACUACUGUGGGAUACCAACAUUCCAUAUUGGCUAAACAAUUCUCUUCCUGUAGGUUAUCAAAAUCAAAGUAGUGCAUGGCUUUUUGGAGGCGAGAACGUUCAUUGGGAUGGUCAUGGCUAUGGAACAUUAAAUGGAAAUGGAGAGGUUUGGUAUGAAUUCAUCAAUGGGACGAAUAACUAUCCGGGGAGGCCUCAUCAGAUUACAUAUACAGGUGUUACGAAUUGUGUAUUUGAAAAUUUAAGAUUUGUGCAGAGUCAGAUGUGGACGAUGACUCUUAUUCACGCAAAGAAUAUUUUGUUGGAGAAUAUUUACGUGAAUUCUACGGAUGUAAGACCGGUUGGGUUUGAGUUUAGUAGUUUAAAUACCGAUGGUGCUGAUACUAUCUAUGCGGAUAAUAUCACCUUCCGUGGCUGGACGGUAGACAAUGGUGAUGAUUCCAUCUCUAUGAAAGCCAAUUCUACCAAUAUUCUCAUUGAAGACUGUGAUUUCUACACGGGGCUUGGCGUAGCCAUCGGGAGUAUUGGUCAAUACCAGGACAGAUAUGAAGUAAUUGAAAACGUCACCGCUCGUAAUAUUCGCUCUUACAACAUGCGAUAUGGAGUUUACAUGAAAACCUGGACUGGAGUAUCCACUGGAUACCCUCCGAACGGAGGAGGCGCCGGUUUGGGCCACGCAACCAACCUUUCAUUCACCAACUUCACACUUCAUGAUAAUACUGGUAUAAUUGCCGUAACUCAGUGUACAUCCUACAAUUCUGCAACUGGGAAUUGCGAUACCUCACUAUUCAACCUUUCCAACAUAACUUUCGCUUCAUGGAGCGGUACAGCGACUAGCGAUGUGGUAGCAGAGCUACAGUGUAGUGGUGCCGCGCCUUGCACGGGUAUUCUGAUAGAGGGUAUGGAAGGUAUUUUGGAUACCGUGAACAACACAAUACCAGCGCAGUAUCUUUGCGAUAGUGUUGUAGAACCUAAGGGAUUCAAUUGUACGGGUGCGCCAUUUGGAGAAAACCCUAGAUAGAAUGCCUGGGAGAAGUGGGCUAGACGAAUAUAACAAUGAAAUGAAUGAUGGAAGGUGCAACUCAUUGCUUACAUCGCGUGCGCUUCUUCCUUCUUAAAAGAAGACUCCUUCACAAAGGAUAGAUAGCCCUUCUUUCCCUUGGAAAUUAAAAAGAUGACCAAAAUUGAUGUGGAAGGAAAGAGUCAUCAAUGCUACUACUGUUUGUGUGCAUCAAGUUAAUUUUACACCCA